AUGGACAAAUAUCUGUCCCCUUAUCCUCAGAAAGUCCCAGACUCCAGACAGACAUCUUUCACAGAGGACCUUAGUUCCCCAUACAGCAUCAACAUGAGCCUUCUCUUCCCUGACGUCACUUACCUGAGCCCGGGCAUAUGUCGGCCUAUGAGACCCAUCAAGACAGAGUCUCUCUCCCACUCCCUCAUGCACCCCAGUUGCCACGGCAACCUUGUUCCAACAACACUUCCAGAACACCCUGGGCUUUUUGGUGCUUCAACAGACACCGGAAGUAGCAUGUUCAUCAAACAGGAAAUGCACACCCUGGACUUCCCAGAUGUUCCGUUGUUCCAGCUAUUGAACUCUGAGCUAGAGCAGCUGGUGCCUAGCCAUCCAGUGAACUCAGACCUCCACAGCGGGGUCCCCGUGUCCUCCAUGUCGUUCCCUUUCAGCAACGUCCACUUAUCAUCCCCCCAAAGUGCUGUCAAAUCUAUGGGAUGCCCACAAAAUGGUGGCUAUACUCUGCAAACCCAGUUCGCAAGCCAUUCGCAGCAGCGACCAGCCUAUCUUCCUCUGUCCCCGCCCAACUCCAAGCCAGGGAGCCCGGACAGAGGGAAAGAGCUGAUCCAGAAUCUGUUUCUGCCUCCAUUUUAUGCAGCAAGGAUUGCCUCGAAUCUGAGUCCUGAUCUUGUGCCAGUCCAAAACUCAGGACUUGUUCAGACGUUGGCCCAGACAAGUCCAGGGAGGUGUAACCGUAGGAAUAACCCUGAGCUGGAGAGAAGGAGGAUACAUCACUGUGAUGUUCCAGCAUGUAAGAAAGUCUACACCAAGUCCUCCCAUUUAAAGGCCCAUUUGCGGACACAUACGGGAGAGAAGCCAUACCAAUGCUCCUGGGAGGGGUGCGAGUGGUGCUUCGCUCGUUCCGACGAGCUGACUCGCCACUUCAGGAAACACACAGGGGCCAAGCCCUUCCAGUGUGGUGUGUGUAACCGCUGUUUCUCCCGGUCUGACCACCUGGCUCUACACACGAAGAGGCACCAGAGAUAG
This is a messenger RNA of Salvelinus namaycush (lake trout), 1026 nucleotides long. RefSeq names its product Kruppel-like factor 5b (gene klf5b). The record is from RefSeq and is a predicted model, not a curated record. NCBI's taxonomy places the organism in Eukaryota, Metazoa, Chordata, Actinopteri, Salmoniformes, Salmonidae. Gene Ontology annotation, molecular function: RNA polymerase II cis-regulatory region sequence-specific DNA binding; DNA-binding transcription factor activity, RNA polymerase II-specific. The coding region runs from base 1 to 1026 and encodes 341 amino acids. The transcript has 4 exons. Gene Ontology annotation, biological process: regulation of transcription by RNA polymerase II.